Acanthosepion pharaonis is the source of this 2772-nucleotide messenger RNA. The record is from the annotation of a GenBank genome assembly. NCBI's taxonomy places the organism in Eukaryota, Metazoa, Mollusca, Cephalopoda, Sepiida, Sepiidae.
AUGUUUCAAUAUAUUUUGUUAUUUCUAACUCUCGGGGAGAGUUAUCUCUUAGGGGCCAAUGCCGUAUCUUCAAAAUCUGAUGCCAGCUGCCAAGAUAUUGUUGGCUUUAUUCGUGACAGCAGGGACUGUAAGAAAUGGUACCAAUGCCGAAGCGGAGAGAAGAUCAACAUGCCACCAUGUGAAUCUGGUACUGUAUUCAGUAUUCAAGCGAUGCAAUGUGUCCCGAUUGUGCAUCCUUGGAAUGACUGCCCAGAAUCAUUGAAUAUCGUUGGUCAGCAAAUCAAUCAGUCGAUGAUUGAUUACAUCGGGGAUUUUAUGGGAGUUGAGUACAAAGUCGUAGAGAAUCAUCCCCAUGGCAAACCAGUCUACGAAGUUGAAUUGAUUUUAAGUAACAAUGGGCCAGUAACCAUUGUGAGCAGAGGUUGGCGCAUUUAUUUCUGCCACAUUAUGAAGAUCAAUCCUCUUAACCUGGACACUCAAUAUGGUAUCAUAUUCGAUCACAUCCAAGGCUGCUUGUUCUCCAUGUCGACUACCCCUAAUUUCUCACCUAUCUUCCCUGGCCAGUCAAAGAAAAUUAACUUCUGGGCUAUGAAUUGGUCAGUCUCAAAGACCGACGUUAUGCCCAACUGGUACAUUUAUGCAAACGGUCUCAAGUCUCGCGUGAUUGCGAGCACAGCCGGAGAAGGAUUAGAUUUCGUGAAGCCUUUCUUGAACGCGAAGCAAUACAAAAGGACAGGGCCGUCUGAUCGCUUCCAUCCUUUCUCCCCGAUGGAACGUUAUGGCAAAUACAAGGUGGAGGACCUAGGAAAAGCCCCGUUCCUUGUUUUGCCUACACCCAAAUCUUCUAUCGGCAGCAGUUCAAAAUUAUCCAUUAAACCACAGGAAUGGGUGAUUGUCGCGGAUUCUAAAGUUGGAGCAGAAGCUGAAAUUCUGUCAGAAAAACUGCAUAUCCGCAAAAUUGACAUGGCUCCACAAAAGAAAUUUAUUUUCCUUAAGGUCGAUAAUUUGAAACUUAAUGGCGUUUCUAACAGUGAAGACUACGAAAUCGAAAUGAGCGCCUUCGGCGAGACUAUCAUUGUGCAAGGGGCCAGCCCGGCAGGAGUGUUUUAUGGCGUGCAGUCUCUCCUUAGCAUGAUCCAGGGAGAUUCUAACUCUGGCUAUAUUAUACCAGUUACGUUCAUCAAUGACGGACCACGUUACCAGUACCGAGGGGUGCAGAUCGACGUGGCCAGGAAUUUCCACCCGAAAAGUGAUAUCCUUAAGCUUCUGGAAGUGAUGUCUAUGUACAAGUUGAAUAAGUUACACAUGCAUCUGACUGAUGACGAGGGUUGGCGGCUAGAAAUCCCCGGCUUACCUGAACUGACAAGUGUUGGUUCCAAACGCUGUGAUGAUUUAACUGAGGAGACAUGUCUUUUGUCACAAUUAGGAUCCGGUCCUAACGCCAGUGCUCCUGUCAAUGGAUAUUACUCUGUGAAUGAUUAUAAAGAAAUUCUCAGGUUUGCCAAAAGCCGUCACAUUGAAGUGAUACCGGAAUUCGAUAUGCCGGGACACGCUCGAGCGGCUAUCAAGUCGAUGGAGGUGAGGGCCAAGAAAAACAAGGACCCAACCGGACAACUAUACUUGCUGACUGAUCCGAAAGACAAAUCUGUGUACGAAUCGGUUCAGAUGUUCUCGGACAAUGCAGCCAAUCCAUGCAUGCAGAGCACUUCGCUGUUUGUUGCGCACGUGUUAAGCGAAGUGAUGGACAUGCAUAAGAAUAUUCAGCCGUUACGUACCUACCAUUUCGGCGGUGAUGAAGUUGGUAACGGUGCAUGGAUCGACUCCCCAGCCUGUAAGAAAUUGAUGAACGGUGAUGUGACAUCUACCAGUGAGGUGAAAAAGCAUUUUGUCAAGCUGGUGUCCAACAUGACAGCGUCGCAAUCGCUAAAUCUCGGUGCAUGGGAAGAUGGAAUGAUGGGUGACCAAGAGAUCCCUUUUAACAGGACUGAACUGCCCAAUUCUGAUAUCAUCGUCUAUGCUUGGGACAAUGUCUGGGAAUGGGAUCGCUCAAGUCGUGCUUACCGAUUUGCCAACAACGGUUUCAAAGUAGUCAUGUCUCAAGCCACACACCUGUAUUUUGAUCACCCUUACGAGCCAGAUCCUGAAGAAAGGGGCUACUACUGGGCACCUCGUUACAUUGAUACAAUGAAAACAUUUAGCUUUAAGCCAGACAAUCUCUACGCCAAUAUUGAUACAAACAGAUCUGGCAAAAAACUGACCCUGGAAGAAGUCUGUGGCCCGCUAGGCACAAAAUGUGUGCAACUGAAGAAUAAAGAAAAUAUAAUCGGAAUGCAAGGACAUCUAUGGAGUGAGACUGUGAGAACAAGUGAACAGAUGUUUGAGAUGUAUUUCCCCAGAUUAAUCGCUGUGGCAGAAAGAGCCUGGCACAAAGCCAAAUUUGAGACUGCAGGCAAGGAUUCAGCAGAUUCCCUUCUGAAGAAUGACUGGACCAAAUUUGCAAACACCGUUGGCUACAAAGAACUGCUUCGUUUGGAUAAAAUUGGAGUCACUUAUCGUGUGCCACCACCUGGUGCUUAUCGGAAUAAGGAAAAUAAACUCUUUGUGAUUUCUGCUUUUCCUGGUUUGAAAACUGAAAUCAGUUUUGAUGAUCAAUUGACAUGGACAACAGUGAGUUCUGAAACAACUGCCUACAAAGGGCAGACAGUCCAUCUUCGAACAAGGUCUGCUGAUUUGAAACGCACAAGUCGAGUAAUUAAGAUGAAUGUCAAGUAA